UGUAACUCCCGUAGGUCUAAUCGAUUAAUACUUUUUAAAGAGAUGUCAGAAUAAAGCAUCAAUAGUUAAAUCGAAAUGCAAAUAAAUCGAAAGCGCAAGGAAAGAAAUCAAUCAUUUGAAUUUGAAGAUACGUUGAGUUGGGUUUGUGGUUUUGAUAUUUUCACAUAUGAUCUAUGCUUCUUCAAAAUGGCGACAACAGUUUCGUGGUGUAUACUUGGAAUACUCUUCUUCGUCCUGUUCGACAAAUCAGCUGAACAGUGCGUUGGACCUGUGGGUCUCCCAGGACCAGAAGGAGAUGAAGGAUCGCAGGGAUCAGGAACAAAUGAUAACUGGUAUGACGUCAUGAAUGCUAACCGGAACUGGAGACAGUGCACAUUCACUUCAGCAAGUGGAAGUGAUAGUGGAACCAUCUAUACAUGUGGUUUCACCAAGAAUUCGGCCACCUCUGCUCUAUACGCUGCGUUCAGCGGAACGACGAGACUCUACGGAUGUCAUGGAUGCUGUUGUCGGUGGUAUUUGACGUUUAACGGAGCUGAAUGUAGUUCACCUCAAGUCAUUGACGGGACCGUUUACAUGGCUCAUUACAGCGGUGCUGAUCUUCAUCGACAUCGUACGAUAUCGGGAAUCUGUGAAAACAUAGCAGCAGGUUCAGUAACGGUCGGUCUCAAUGUUGGUGCUUGCAGUGGGUAUGGAUACUUCGACUGUUACACAGGAUGGAAUGCUGUUUCAAGGAUAAUCAUUGAGGAAUUACCAGCUUCUCCAUAUUCCUAAAUACAACAACCUGGAUGAACUUUACGACAAUAAUGAUAAUUUUCUCUCUUAACCAUUUUGAGCUGGAAAUAAUGAAGCAAUUAUUUUGAGAGGGAAUUACUUUUUGACAGGUCCACUAUUUGGAGAUAUUUGCGAGUAAGCGAGAGAUCACAAAAUUCAGAUCAAGUUUAAUUUCUGAUAAUUUUUAUUAAUUUUCAAUUAUAAUGAUACAAAUAAUGAUGAUAACAAUAAUAAAUAAAUAAUAAUAAUAAUAACGGUAUAUUUACCCAGGGUAGCCACUUCAGUUCCGAAAACUGUUCUCCCAGCGGGCCCUGCUUUUAUUAUUACCCCGGCUAAGUUAGGCUACCUAUUCAGGUGCACACAGCUUUUUGUGCCGGUACCCAUUUACCUCACCUGGGUCGAGUGCUGCACAAUGUGGAUGAAUUCCUUGCUGAAGGAAACUACGCCAUGGCUGGGAUUUGAACCCAAGACCCUCUGUUUCAAAGUCUAGAGACUAAUCCACUGGGCCACGACACUCCACUAUAUAUCACUGGUUUUCAAUUCCUAGGCAUAUAUAGUUUUAAUUAAUAAUGUUAUCAUAACUAUCAAUUUUAAUUCUCGAUAGGGACAACCUUAUCCCCUACUUAUUUAAUGUUAGGAAAAUUUUAAGUCCAGUGCUUUCAAUGUUAUUACUUAUAUUUGAAUCAUUAUCUUCAAUGAUUGAAAUACUAUAGCUGCUCUGUAAAGUUGAUUGUAACGAUAUUCUGAAAAAUGGAAAAUGCAUGAAAGUCUUAGUAGUUUCAGUAGAUAAUGAAUGCUUUUGUACAAAGGUAAUUAUAUAUUUUAUAAAACUGAAAACUG
This is a messenger RNA of Lytechinus pictus (painted urchin), 1611 nucleotides long. Its product is annotated as collagen triple helix repeat-containing protein 1-like. The record is from RefSeq and is a predicted model, not a curated record. The transcript has 4 exons. Lineage: Eukaryota; Metazoa; Echinodermata; Echinoidea; Temnopleuroida; Toxopneustidae. The coding region runs from base 76 to 771 and encodes 231 amino acids.